This is a messenger RNA of Anneissia japonica, 1500 nucleotides long. Its product is annotated as hyalin-like. The transcript has 7 exons. NCBI's taxonomy places the organism in Eukaryota, Metazoa, Echinodermata, Crinoidea, Comatulida, Comatulidae. Bases 1 to 1500 code for a protein of 499 amino acids. The record is from RefSeq and is a predicted model, not a curated record.
AUGCCCUUAAAAUGCUCUGAAAUUGCAAGCUUUGUGCCGUACACCAUUGCUUUACCCCAACGGAAUUUAUCAGUGGUUGUAGUUAAUGACGGACCACUAAAGCUGAUCAUUUCGAUGCUAUAUACCAGAAGUUUCAUAUUAUAUGAAAUGAUGUGUGCCCAUCGAAAGGUUCAUAUUAUAAUGGAUACUUUGCGUGUACUAUUCUUUGUGACGCUAGCCUCCCAUGUGGAAACAGCUGCUCCUGUAUGGUCUAAUUGUCCCAUGAAUAUAGAAGUAAAUGCAACCACAGGUUCAAACAAUGCUACAGUCACGUGGACAGAGCCAACAGUAUCAGAUGACGAGACACCAUUUAAUCUACUUAUUACAGAUACUUAUUAUUCCCCGGAAUUACUUGCUGCUAAUGUAUUCUUAAUUGGAGAAACUGAGGUGCGGUAUGUUGCCACAGAUGAAGUUCCGCUUUCUAGCUAUUGUACUUUUACUGUCACAGUUUUAGACAACCAAGACCCAGUUAUUGAUGGUUGCCCAGGUGACUACACAAACACUACUGAGGUUGGAUUGCCGUCAAGCGUCGUUUCCUGGACAAGUCCCACGGCAACUGACAACUCGGGAGUGAACCCUGUCGAAAAAAAAAGUUACAUGUCUGGUUCAACAUUUAUCAUUGGAACAGAGGACGUAAUAAUAACAUUUACCGAUGACUCGGAUAAUGUCGCAACUUGUCAGUUCAGCAUAACAAUAAAUGAUGAAGAGGCUCCAACAACUUCAAACUGUCCAACCGUGGAUCUUGAGAUCAUACCAGGAAGUGUUAGUAGUGUUUCUGUGAAUUGGGAUGAACCAUCGUUUGUGGACAACUCUGGUGAAACUCCAAGUGUUACAAAAACCCAUAAUCCAGGAGAUUUUUUUGAUAUUGGUGAAACAAUUGUAGUGUACAAUGCUACCGAUGCGUAUUUGAACAAGGGUUAUUGUGAGAUUAACAUCACAGUAGUCCAAGAUACUGAGGCGCCUGUAUUUACAUUCUGUCCAAGUGACACGGUUGUAGACACUCUCGAAAACAAGAACUAUUCCAUUGUAAAUUUUACUGUACCGGUGGCUAUCGACAAUAUUCAGUUACUGUCAGUAGGGCAAGCAAUAACAAAUUACAACCCUGAUGGAGAUAUUUACUACAUUGGUACAACCACAAUUCGUUACUUGGCUUUAGAUGAAGUGAACCAACCCACAUACUGUACCUUCAGUAUCACCGUUGAAGGCCGGAAUACGCAGUAUUUUUUGCCGAGCUCAAGAUUCCAUCUUACAGUGAAUAUCACACCCACCCAGCUUGAAAAGCUUGAUGCCCUGUCCAAUAGGUUCGUCAAAUUAUGGUUUGGCAUGCCCAGAUGUGCUACUACUGUAUGGCCUUCAUUCACAUGCCCAAGGAAUUUGACAUUCCCAACAUUUCUGAACUCUACAAAGAAUGCCAUCUCAUUGUGCAUCUCUCUUCCAGAAUUAAGUCUGGUGCGAUCGUAA